AUGCAAUUUCAAACUGGUGAGCAAGUUCUUCUAAAAGUGUCACCCAUGAAAGGGGUGAUGAGAUUCGGCAUGAAAGGCAAGCUUAGUCCUCGAUACAUCGGGCCAUUUGAAAUUCUUGACUAUGUAGGGACAGUGGCUUAUAGGUUGGAUUUACCGCCUAGCCUAUCUGGAGUACAUCCAGUGUUACAUGUGUCCAUCUUAAAGAAGUAUCAUAUAGAUGGAGAUUACAUCAUAAAGUGGGACUCAGCUUUGUUAGUCAAGGACCUUCAGUUUGAGGAGGAAUCAGUUGUAAUUCUUGAUUGCGAUGUCUGGAACCUGAGGACCAAAGAGAUAAAGUCUGUGAAAGUUCAAAGGAAGCAUCGUUCGGUUGAGAAAGCUACGUGGGAAACCGAUAAGUACAUGCGGGACAAGUAUCCUAGUUGUUCAACGAUUCAGAGCUUGGAACUCAAAUUCCCAGCUUUUGUCUCCGUGCAAGUCAUCGGGGUAGGAUAA
Messenger RNA from Solanum verrucosum, 492 nucleotides. RefSeq lists its product as uncharacterized. The record is from RefSeq and is a predicted model, not a curated record. Bases 1 to 492 code for a protein of 163 amino acids. NCBI's taxonomy places the organism in Eukaryota, Viridiplantae, Streptophyta, Magnoliopsida, Solanales, Solanaceae. The transcript is spliced from 2 exons.